UGGAUUCAAGGACUCGAGAUCGCUGCGCGCUUCGCAGGUGUACCAAUGAAAGAGAUCCAGCAGGUACUCGAUUGGGACGAGGGCAUGGAAUCUGAUACCGAAGACGAAGCGGACGAUUUCCGUAUGACCACCGAUGACUUUGAGUAUCCAAUACCCCUUCCACGCGUUAGUGAAGUUUAUAAACAAGCAACACCUGUCCUCAACCUGAUGGCCAAAGACCCUACCAACGACAAGCUCAGCCAACAGCUCAUGCAGUUCAAUGAGAAGAUUAGAGUGGAUAAUGUCAAAGAGAAACUCCAUGAACACGACUGGCAGAUUCCCGUUGAAUGGUUCAUUACACAUUACGGACUAAUUAGAGAGGCGCGUAGCCGUCUCCAGGCAAACCCGGAGGACAACCAAGCAAAGCGCGAAAUUAUGGCGGAGGAAUCAUUGAUCGACAAAGAGAUUCAGCUAAAGCAUUUCCCCACACAGUGGUCAAUCUCAGCGGCAGAUGAAGCUUGGAAAAAGCAGCAAACCACCAAGAUUGUGUAUCCCUGGCCAACUAAGGUUCUGCCGGAUGGGUCUGUCAUUAUAGGAGUCAAAAGAAAUGGCUCUCAAGGCCGGCAGGUCUGUGUCGAGAUAGAGGAGGCAGGGAGAACUGUCCGCUAUCUCAAGCCAGCCUACAAAGUUGGCCUAAGAGCAGUCGACGAGUACGCUAAAGAACAGGGAAAAUAUAAGAAUCUUGCAGAGGAACAGUCGAAGUGGUCUAAAGAGAAUCGAAACGAUAUCGCGGAGCUUCUCUGGGUAACCAGCUCAGUCGUUAAGGGCGACCCCCCGAAGAGAGAUCCUGUUGCCUACUGCUGUGUUAGGCUUUACAGCGGUAAACUGGAUAUCCUCACCAGAUCGAGCCUAUGCAAGGUUUGGGGGGAUAAGGACGCAAAGACCGCGAUCAAAAAGGUCUGCGACAGAGAUCAAAUUCUAACACCAUGGGAGGCUCGCGAAGCUAGCUAUAGCAAC
Messenger RNA from Microdochium trichocladiopsis, 996 nucleotides. RefSeq lists its product as uncharacterized. The transcript is spliced from 2 exons. The record is from RefSeq and is a predicted model, not a curated record. NCBI's taxonomy places the organism in Eukaryota, Fungi, Ascomycota, Sordariomycetes, Xylariales, Microdochiaceae. The annotation marks the transcript as partial.